Messenger RNA from Bactrocera tryoni, 2121 nucleotides. RefSeq names its product ras-related and estrogen-regulated growth inhibitor. The record is from RefSeq and is a predicted model, not a curated record. The coding region runs from base 854 to 1834 and encodes 326 amino acids. The transcript is spliced from 7 exons. Lineage: Eukaryota; Metazoa; Arthropoda; Insecta; Diptera; Tephritidae. Gene Ontology annotation, molecular function: GTP binding; GTPase activity.
AGUUGCUCUUGCGUUCAAGUACAACGCAGAUGGUACAACAAAAACAAAAAACAAAACACGCUAAAGUGUAUUCGUAUAACAAAAACAUUGUAGUACAACAAUGAAAUCACGAAAAAAUGCCGCGAAACUAACUCCAACUGUAAAAAACGAAUGCCAAACCGACUUUUCGUUGCCACUCGUUGUCUGCAAUAUAUGGCAACAAAUUCAAGUUCGUCACUUUAUCUAACGGUUUUACUGCACUCCAACGCACGCCAGUGGGUCUGUUUCGUUUAAUGCAAAGCGCUAGCUGGUUCUCAUAGUUGUUGGUAUUGUUGUAUCGGCGCGCCAUUCAACCGUUGUAUGUGUUGUCGUGCGCAUUGACUUUCGGUCUUUUCAACAUCACUGCUGUCGCCUCGUUUGAAUGUGGGAAAACAGUGUAUUCUUGGCGUAUAUAGUAAACAAAAAACGGCGAUAAGUGCUUAAUCGCUUCUUAAUCGAGCGCGAGUGCGUACGCAUAGGUUCGGUGGAGUUCCGUUUUAUUCCGUUGUAGCGACAAAUAUUUAUUUAGUAGCAAUUUCGCGUUCGUGUAAGUCAAGGUGGCGCACGCCGUGUGUGUUGUAUGUGUUUGUGUAUAAUUUGAGUUCAACUGCCUGCAAGUGACAGCUGACUGACUUUUUUAUAUUUACAAAAAAAUCGUGAACUUUUAGUGUGUGUCAAUAUUUGCGAAUUUAAUUUGUGUAAAUAUUUGUAUAAACACAGAUUUUUUCUUUUUGUUUGUGUUUGUUGCUGUUGCUGUGUUUUUUAUGGCACUGGCAAAAUAGCAGUACAAAAGUCAUUAUAAUAAAAUAGGUCUUUAAAAAUCAUUUUUCCCACAAUGAAUACCACUUCACCCAAGUCAUCGCUAGCCAAAUUGGGUAUACACACAACCAAGCAUAAAUCCCUGAAGGUGAUGGUGUUGGGACAAAGCGGUGUUGGAAAAUCUGCUAUGGUUGUAAGAUUCAUUACUAGACGAUUCAUUGGUGAAUAUGAUCCCAAUCUAGAGAAGGUCUACACCCACAACACCACUUUUGACAAUGAGCUCAUACAGUUUGAUAUACUGGACGCAGCUGGGCAACCCAAUAAAGAAGAUUGCGUCAGUUUGGACACAAACAUACGUUGGGCGGACGCCUUCAUACUAAUGUACUCGGUGACCGAUAAGUGUAGUUUUGAUGAAUGUAAUCGACUGAAAUUUUUAAUCAACUAUAAUAAAAGGAGACGUAAACUUGGAUCCAAUAGCAAGGAUUCGCUCUCGGAUGUGCCAGUAAUAUUGGUGGGCAACAAAACGGAUCAAACGGGCGAUCGUAUGGUGAGCAUUGAGGAGGGCCAACGACGUUUUCGUGAUCUAACAUGUGUCUGCUUCCAUGAGAUCUCUGUCCGCGAGAGUGUCGAUCAAGUUCAGGCAGUGUUUCGUGACAUAUUUCGCUUUUGGCGUGUCUUCAGCAAGUUUCCCAAACUGAAACGUUCCACCAGCGACGUACAAAAUGCUUCCGAUUCAGCGUUGAGCCCCGAUUCGGGUUGCUCCUUCUACGAUCCGUCAUCGUAUAACAGUGAAACACGUAGAUCCUUUUUCAUAAAUGCCAACACCUGCCUGGAGGAGACCGAUCACACAGAAUCCACAGAUGAGCUCGGUUCCGGUAGCCUAUGCAGCUCUCGUUGCGAAAUAGAUACACCAUUCCGCAGUAGAGCUUCCACAGAUGGCACAUUAUUGUCGCGUCCACGUCGCUGGCGUUAUCCACCACCCGGUUGUCUAGCACACACCAAUCGUGUCGAACGUCGCAUGAGCAUCUCAACUCGUGGCAGCAACGCCAGCUAUUGACUACUAAUGCAUCACUGAGUGGCGCUCGGUUUCAAUAGCAAGCAGUAGUUGCUGUGACAAGAUUUGAUUAUUUACACUAUUACAAGGCUUUGAAGGUUCAAUAUGCUAAAUGGGGGCGCGUUGCACGCUUAUUGAUAGACUAUUUGUUAUAAAAUGUAAAUUAUUUAUUACGAUUACAUUAAGAUAUAACUACAUAUGUAUGUAAUGCUGAUGUUUUAUACAUGUAUUUUUCUAUGUACUGAUUGUAUGUAUUUAUGAGAUAAGUAUUUAUUAAAGGUUUCAUAGAU